Mollisia scopiformis is the source of this 703-nucleotide messenger RNA. RefSeq lists its product as uncharacterized. The coding region runs from base 161 to 622 and encodes 153 amino acids. NCBI's taxonomy places the organism in Eukaryota, Fungi, Ascomycota, Leotiomycetes, Helotiales, Mollisiaceae. The record is from RefSeq and is a predicted model, not a curated record. The transcript is spliced from 3 exons.
AUUGAGUCGGGGUCGGGCUACAGGGAAGAGCUCGGUGACCCCUCGUAGUGUGUUGUGUCUAGCUGCAGGCUGGCGAUGCUCGAAUUUCUUGAAAGGCAUGAGGCUGAGCUGACAUGUUCCUCGUGUCGCAAAGCUCACUCCUGCUCCGUCGUGCGAGAAAAUGGCGACAAUUGACGGCGACGCAGAUCUCAGCGAGAAGGCAGACGAUGCCCAAAUAAUAGCUGCAGAUGAAAAUACUGAGACGGGGACGAUUGAAUCUCACAAAUUGGUGGUUCUGGCUGGCGAAGUGAGCGAAGAUGAAGCUCCAGAGAGCGCAUUUGAUUUAGUAGCUGUUCAUGGUCUUUUUGAAGACAGCCAAGAAACAUGGACACCCGCAGACGAGACGAAAACAUGGCUGGAAGCCAAUUUGUACGAAACAUAUACAAAUGCCCGCAUAAUGACUUUCGGUUACGAAACCGAUGAAUCAAAAGACGGAAUAUCUACACGGGGAAGUAUUAGGAAGAAGGCACUGCAGAUGUUGGAAGAACUUCUCGAACUCAGGAAAGAGUUGAAACCUAAUGUCUUCCGGCCCUUGAUAUUUGUUGCUCAUGAUAUUGGAGGGAUUAUAGUGAAAGAGGUCUGACUUCUGUCGAAAAGACGACCCUCGAUGGUGGAUCUUGCUAACACCGUCAACAGGCAAUUUGUAUCGCUGCUCAAGAUUAUG